AUGGUUUUAUUCAAAUCUAUUCCAUGGUUUUUUUUACUUUAUCUUCCAACAUCAGUGGUUUUUGCUCAAGUUACCACGUAUACAGCUUAUCAAUUUUCUUUCCGAUAUGUUACAAUAUGUUCACCGGAUCAAUAUUAUGACAUUGCUCUACUACAAUGUUCAUCUUGUCCAGCUAAUGCUAUACAAAAAAUAACAGACCAAACACAAUGUGAAUGCACUAAUCAAACAUUUUAUUAUGGUGUUAAUCAAGGUGGUGGUUCAUUACUUUGUGUACCAUGUCCAACAUCAUAUGCACGAUCAACGGAUGGUUUUGGAUGCAUUAUUGAUAAUUCUGCAUGUACAACAGCAUUUAACAACAUAGUUCCUUCGGAAUCGCGCCUUGAUGGAAGUUUGUAUACAAACAACUCAGCAUCAGUGCAACCAAGCCAAAGUAGUAAACAAUGUACAACAUGUUCGAAUGGUACAUGGGCGUAUCCAAACAGCCAACGAUGUUUUCCAUGUGCCAACGUUACUCCUCAUACCGGAACGCCACCAGCUACGAUCAAUUGCUGCGGCACGAACAGUACUGAUAUACAAGAUGGCAUUUGUUUAAGCUACGUAAUCAAUUCAAUAGGUAUAAGUUUUUCACCGUCUUAUUUAAAUACAUUUCAAAAUCCAGCAACAUCUUCUUUUUUUCAACAGCAUCUCGAUGCGUCUGUUUAUCUUUGUCUAAUGAAUUUGAAUGCAUCCACAGCUCGAUCCAUAAAUCGCACAUUGCUAUCGAAUGGAACAGCCUGUCAAAUAUUAGCUAAUAUGGCUGCUAUGCAAUUCUUUUAUCCAGCAAUUAACUAUGCUUAUGGUUUAUAUCAAAGCUAUAUAUGGCAACCAACAUCAUCACAAAUAUGGACAGCGGCGUCUACGAGAACAUCAAUACCAUUUCUUGCUUAUCCUUCAACAUAUUAUCAAGAAAUAAAUAAUGCUUCUUAUGAUUGGAUACCAUCAUCGCUUGAUGGUGCAAAUACAAUGAGAUUAAAAUUAGCAAAAUAUUCUCCAAUAGGAGAAUAUUUAGGUUUGUUUGAUGCUUUUGAUGCAUAUAUUCAAUUGUGCGGUGGUGCCUAUACGGAUGGUAAACCGGCUUUUACAUUUGGAACACAAUACAAAAGAACAUGUUCUAUUCGUGCCGAUGCAUUAUGGAAUUCAACGUUAUAUGAAACUGCUUUUUUUGACCCAUAUUUCCUAUUUACCAAAUCAAAUUCUGAUUAUAUGUUGCCGACACCCGUUGUUUUAAGAAAUUAUAAAACCGAUACUGGCGCUACUCCAAAUAAAAAUAAUGAUGAAUCACAAUGGGUUUAUCAUCGUCGUUUUUUUCUAGUUGAUAGAACAUCUGGAGUUGUAAAUAAUAAGGAAUUAAGAAAUGUUCAUUAUGCACAAUCAAUCACAAUUCUAAAUACAUUAUCAAAUGGUGGUGCAUACUUUCAGCCACCAGUAAUUGUUAUACAAUAUGAAGAAUUGUCUCUAACUAAUAUAGGCACAGGAACUAUUGUAGACGUAAAAUUUGAAACGCAAUAUCGAAUGAAUCUUGAUGGACAAAUUCAGAAUAUAUGGAUAGCUAUUGGUGUUCUAUCUGGUUUAGGUAUAAUAUUUGCAUUGAUUCAAACAAAAGUUUGGUAUUCAAGAGCUGGAAAACAAACCGUUGACUUAGAAAUUAUUGGCAAAUUCGUACUUUUUAUGAUUAAUAUUCUUGGCACAGUUUUUUUCAUUGUUAUGGCUGGUGUUUCACUUUGGUGGUUAAUAUUUUUUAAAAGAGAAGGUUCAGCUUUUCUUGUUUUGCCAUCUACUUCUCAACAAGCGUCAUUUACAGCACUUGUUAUUAUCGCAUUUAUACUAAAAACAUUCGAUAUUAUACAUUUAAUAAUUCGGCAAGCGGGUGUUGAUAUAUUUUUUAUUGAUUGGGAAAAACCGCGAACAGGAGACAGAAAUAAUGUAUCAAUUUGGCGAACAUUUUUUGUAGCAAAUGAAUAUAGUGAAAUUCAAACAUUUCGACGUAUUAACGUGACAUUUCUACUACUUUCUGUUUUAUUCUUUUUGAAAGUGAUUAACUUAGAAUAUGCAGCUAGAGCUCAACCAGAAACAAUUCUUUUUCCAACUUCCGCUGACUAUACUCCAGGUUUUAAUGGUAUUUUACGUGUUGGUAUUGCAUUUUCCAUGUGGCUUGUCUGUGCUGUUUUUCAAUACUUGAUUUAUAUAAUAUUUUAUCAACGUUUCGUUGAAGAUAAAAUCAUUAAUUUCAUUGAUAUAUGUUCAGUAUCAAACAUAAGUGUAUUUAUACUUUCGGACAAACAUUAUGGAUAUUAUAUUCACGGCAGAUCACCCAAUGGAACAUCCGAUGUAAACGUAAAAGAUAUGCUUAUUAAUUUAGAACGAGAAUCGAAUGCGAAAAUUGGCAAACGCGGUUUAGAAGUCGGUUCGGACGACCAAAUUUUUAUUGUUAAAAUCGAUCGAAUAUUUCGAUCUCAAUAUGAUCGUUUAGUUCGAAAUUAUGAACAUCGAAUGUUAUCACGUGUAAACAAAAAAAAUGACGAACGUGUUUCCGAUGUUUUAUUAACAUCGUAUAAAAACUUAAAUGAAUUCUUCUGUGCUUUUAUUGAUCAUUCAUUACCAGCAUACAAUUACGUUGUGCGCCAACGUUGGCUACUAGAAAAAAUCCUUAAUUUUGAAUUUACCGAUUCUGUUAAAAGAUCUGCGCCACCAAACGAAGCAGAAUGCAUUUUCUAUGUUGAUGCUGACAGAAAUUUUGCUAAAACAUUAUUUGCUGGUUAUGAAAAUUCGCUGUUCAUGUGGAAUAUGGCAAUAUUUCUUUUUGUUGAUUAUUUUGCGUUUAAUUAUAUCCUAGCUGCUGUUAUUACUUAUUUACUCAAUUCGAUUGCCGAAAGCGCACGUACCUCAUUAGGCCAAAAGAAUUUAUCGAAAAAAACACUGAUUCCAACAAAUUUUCUUCUUUAA
Messenger RNA from Rotaria socialis, 2982 nucleotides. NCBI's taxonomy places the organism in Eukaryota, Metazoa, Rotifera, Eurotatoria, Philodinida, Philodinidae. The record is from the annotation of a GenBank genome assembly.